UCGGCGAGGUGCGUCGACGUAAGUCGUCGUGUUGUAAUCGUAGCUUAAGAAAAAUAGAAAAGAAAAUUUGAAAGAGACAGACGUGAAGAGAAAACGCGACCGUGAUUCGCUGAGUGCGUGUCUUUCGAGUAAACUCCGGGUUAGACAUCGAGUUUCGGCGAAUCUCGCGAAGUUUCUGUCGCAGUGAUUACCGCAAGUUUACAUCCAUGUAUCCUUGGUACCGAGACAGUGUAGCGGCCGCAGCGGCUGCUGGCCUUGGUGGACCAGUUGGUGUUGUGGGCUCCGGAUUCUGCGGCACCGGACCUGGCCAGGGUGGGACCACGAUCAAGACUGAAAGUGGAUACUCCGACUGCAUGCUCGCCCUCGACUACGUCCAGAGUAAGCAAUGCGCCCCGCACGACAAGGAAAGCGACUACUGGGGUGGCGGCCGGGGCGCGAAACAAGGUUACGAGCACUUUCUGUUGCAGGCGAAAAUGAACGCGGACCAUGGUCAACUGCAGAAGGGUGACGAGCAAUACCGUGGCGCGGGCGGAUCCAGCAGCGGCAGUCCACCCACGAGCCUGCUCGUGGUUCCUCAGCCCCUCACCGUCAAACCAUCCCAUCCGUCUCAUCUGAACUCACAUCUCGCCGGACCGCAUUCGCAUCCGCCGCGAAAGUACCAGUGCAAGAUGUGUCCGCAGAUAUUCGGUAGCAAGGCAGAUCUGCAGCUCCACACACAGAUCCACAUGCGCGAGGCCAAGCCGUACAAGUGCACGCAGUGCUCCAAGGCGUUUGCCAAUUCGUCGUACCUGUCCCAGCACACCAGGAUCCACCUGGGCAUUAAGCCGUACCGCUGCGAUAUCUGUCAGCGGAAGUUCACCCAGCUGAGCCAUCUACAGCAGCACAUCCGCACGCACACCGGCGACAAGCCGUACAAGUGCCGGCAUCCGGGCUGCACGAAAGCGUUCAGCCAAUUGAGCAACCUGCAGAGCCACUCGCGAUGCCACCAAACCGACAAGCCGUACAAGUGUAACUCUUGCUACAAGUGCUUCUCGGACGAACCGAGUUUGCUUGAGCACAUACCGAAGCACAAGGAGUCGAAGCACCUGAAGACGCACAUCUGCCAGUACUGCGGCAAGAGUUACACCCAGGAGACCUACCUGGCGAAGCAUAUGCAAAAACACGCGGAGAGAACGGACAAGAGACCGCCAAUCAUCGGCUCGGGUCUCAGGCCUGCUUUACACGCGAUGUCACACCAUCAAGAGCACUAUUGGCCGAAGGUCAGUCCGGACUCGGUGAUCAGCGAUCUACACGAGAGGCUGCCGCAUCAUCACACGGAGUAUCAUCAGAAUCAGAAUCCGGAGAUGCUGCUGCCGGGACACGGGCAUCGCGCUGGCGAAUCAAUCGAGAACGAUUCGAGGCAACAGACGCCCCAGCCCGGCGUGAAUCACCAUCCCAACAGCAGUUCGGCCUUCACGCCGAUUUCGUCGAUCUCGAUCAACUCGAUCUCGUCGAUGCAGCAUCCGCUUAAUCCACUGAAUCAUCUGCAUUACCCCGGCAGCCAUCAUCCGGCGUCCCGACCGUACCUGUACGAGGCGUUCAACACGACGCAGAAGUCGUCGCCGACGUCCUCGGCUUCCGCCGUCACCCCCGGCACCACCACCAACCAGAACGCCACGUCCUUCCCGAAUCAGCUGAUCAGUCUACACCAGAUUAGGAACUAUGCUCAUCAGCCGAAUCUCGGUAAUCUGGGUAACCUGGGGAAUCUCGGGAACCUGAGCAAUCUCAGCAAUCUCAGUGCCACGAUGGAGAGCCACGCGUUGUUGGGUGGUCUCAAUAAGGAGAAGCAGUAACUCCCCCUCCGAAACUGGGAGGAUUGACUACGCUAGAGAAUGCCACUCGCGCGCUCUCCGCUCUUCUUCGGUCUCCUUCUGUUUCUUCUGUGUUUUCCGUGAACACAGCACACGGCGCGUCAUGACACUCGCUUCAUCCGGCUCGAUCGUCGUCGUCUCUCUUCCUCCCGUGAUCUCUUUAGUGGUCUCUCAUUUUAUUAUAUUAAUAAAUUUAUCAUUAAGGGUGAAUUAUUUGUUUAUCUCUUUUUUUUUGUAAGGGAUUUACGUCCGCUGCCACGUGAGUCCUUCGGCUCCUCGAAAUCGUUCGUUUUAAUUCCGACGUUUGCCUUUUCUUUUGCGUCAGCAUUUAUACAAUGCCAGAUAUGUAUGGGAGAACGACAGGGUCUCGUUCUCUCAUAGAUUCGCGCAUAUAAAAUGAGAUGAAAAACUUACGUUGCCAGGAAACGAAACACGAGAAACGUGGUUGAUUCAAGCGCAUUCGAAGACCGACACACUUUUUUUUGUUAUUUCGAGAGCUCGCAUGAUAGACCGAUGUAUUAGACUCUUCUCUGCUCCUUUCCUCUCCCACCCCAUCAUUUUUUCACCUUGCUCUUCUUUUUUUGUUGUGUGUCUUCUUUCUUUUUUUUUUUUUUUAACUGUUUACAAUCCGUUAGCCGUUUAAGACUGACGUUUGAAUGAUAAAGUGGAGCACGAUUGUGGAUUAAACUUGUGUUCGAACGCGAGAUGGACGAUAUACUUUCAUGAUGCUAGAAAGUGUAUCCCUAAGACGACGAAACUGACGUGAGCUGAUUUCUUUCUCAUUUUAUCGAAAACAACUUUUUGCGUUCAGCGAUCAAAAUAAUUUUUCGUUAAUAAAAAUGAAAAAUCAUUUUUUUUUAUGUGUUAUAUACACACACACAUAUAUAU
Pseudomyrmex gracilis is the source of this 2738-nucleotide messenger RNA. RefSeq names its product zinc finger protein rotund-like. The transcript has 5 exons. The record is from RefSeq and is a predicted model, not a curated record. NCBI's taxonomy places the organism in Eukaryota, Metazoa, Arthropoda, Insecta, Hymenoptera, Formicidae. The coding region runs from base 207 to 1832 and encodes 541 amino acids.